Molecule: messenger RNA, 4119 nt
Organism: Spirodela intermedia
Lineage: Eukaryota; Viridiplantae; Streptophyta; Magnoliopsida; Alismatales; Araceae
Source: the annotation of a GenBank genome assembly
AUGGAGCAAGGUAGAAAUGGGAAUCUCGGAUGCUGGUGGAGGACUGCUGACUCGGCUUGGUGCAGAGGAACAGGCGGGGGAGAGAUGGAGCCGGAGCAGAAUGAGAGGAUUCUGGCACUGGAAGCAGAGAUAUACGACUUCAUGGAGGAGUCAUCGAAACCCAAUUGUUUCCCGACCAAGAAGGAGCUAGUGGCUGCUAUGAGGAUGGACCUGGUUGAAGCCAUAAUUGACCAUGGUGGUUGGCUUGUCUAUGGAUGGGAUUUGGAUGACAGCGUUGACGUUGAAAAAGGCAUUGAGGAAAGGCGACGGCAGUCACUGAGAGGGGAAACGCGAGCAGAGGCCAUCGAUUCCUCUCAGAUUAGAGCAAGCUCUUUCACUGUUGGCAUGGUUGACAAUAUGACUGGUCGGCAGGGUGAUGGGAUCCCUCAAAAAAAGAGGUGAUACAGAGCUAAGGAUUCUCCUUCUGCUUCAUAUUCCUCUCCUUCCACUACAUUCGUUUCUCGUAGACCGGGAGCGUCUGUUCUUGUCCUACACAGAAGACUCACUAUGUCCUUAAUAUGUCAUACUGCUCAGAGAAGAGGAUGUCGGGGAAGACGACGGAAUUGAAGGCAUUCUGAACCGGCUGGAGAAGGAAAGGAGCCUCUCUUAUCCAGAAGCUGACGAUAGAUCAUCAAGGAACAAGGAUUAUGCUGCGGGGAAUGCAGGUAUGCUAUUUUGGGACCUGGGAGACUCCACGAAGCUUCGAUCUGCAUGUCAGCCCAUGGUAGUUUCUGCUUGUAUCUAGUUCUUCUGAGAGCUGUUUGAGGCUGCUUCUGCAUCAUUUUACAGAUUUUAGUCAAUAUUAUGAUCAAUCUAUUACAAUUAUUUUAGUCUCAAUUUUUUAACUUAGAAUGUUGUGAAGGGCAUUCAUCUCCUUAUUAAUGGUUGUCAUGUUUGCACAAGUAACAGACUAGUUAGUAUUCCAACAUCUUAUGGGGAGUUGAUAUCCCCAGCAUGAUAUUCAAAUGUAACAUAUCAGUAUAUGCUGACUUAUGAAGAUCAAACUUAUAGGUAUAACGAAAGCGUAACAUCGGUCAUUUUGAAAAGGAUGGGACAGAAUCGCUGUGGGCAGUGUGUAACCCGGGCUUCCUAAGUUAACUGCAGAAACAUGAACCUGUUAAUGAGAUGCCCAGGUUAUUCAAAUUAAGUCAUGAUGAUAUGUGAAAAUGUGAAUGCAAUUGAGCCCAGAAGUACACCAAGAUAGAUUGUUAGAUUUUUGAAGUGGGAACAUGAAACAGUUGAAAUAUCUGCAAGUUGAUUAAUAUUUUGGCAAUUGGAUGCUUAAGAAAUCGUCAGGAGCUGUGAGAUGAACGUAUGACUCAAGUCUUGUUUCGUGAAAGAAAAAAAAUCCCAUCUAUAUUUGCGUUUUUAAUCUUCUAGAAGAAAUGCUUCCCAAUUCUCAUUUUCCAUUUGAUGAAGCAAUAGGAAUCUUAUAUCUGAUCUUUUCAUGAUGUAAUUAUUUAGUUUCUACACUAAAUUGGCAACUAUGAGCGAUUUACCUGGAUAAUCUGAUUAUUUGAGGUUGACAGUGAUGGAUCAAAUUCUCUCAAAAUCUAACCCUUUUUCAGUUUGUAAUAAUAAUAAUACCGGUGAUAAAUAUUUCCAAAUACUGUUUAUGUUCUGUCUAAACUACCUUUUUAAUCAAAGAUUCAUUUGCAGGUAUUUUAUUAAAAUGAUAAAUUAUAUUCAAAGAAACUACAUCGGAUGGAAUAUAUUAGUUAAAGUGAAGUACGGAACCGAAAAGAGGAUGAGAAAUUUCACAGACCACAAAAGGGACACGAUUUUAUGAAUCUCUGGUGAAUCCUAUAUCUACUUUAUUCCCCAAGCCUCUAAUUGUUUAUAGAUUUAUCUCAAACCUAAGUUCUAUGGGCUAUUCUAGGGUAUCAAUCAGACCUUAUGGAAUUGGAUGGUUUGAGAAAUGUAUCCAUUCUAGCCUUUCAGGCCUCACUCUACAGCAAGCUUGUUCAAGACACAGUAAACCCAAAAUAUGAGUCAUAAAUCCCCUUCUGUGGAUGAAGACGUUGUGGUAGGUCAGGGUGCUCGCUCAAAACUUUGAUGCUUUUGAGUACUGUGAGCUUGAGAUUGCUUCUAAGGUUUGCAAUGCAGACUUACGAAAGCUUCUUAAUCUCUUCUUUUAAUUUCUUUUGUUCUUGGAGAUUCUUUGAUAGAAACUGCAUGAGACUGCUCCAACAGCUGAAACAUGAUUUUCUCUGUACUUUUUGUGUUUUGUUUUGAGCAAACUAGCUGUUACAAAAGUGAAGAUGCCGUCCCCCAAAAGUCAGGUGUCAAGCCUUCAGUCGACCAGCUCUAAUCUGAUGUUGACCCUUCAUCUAUCAAGUUGUUACCUUUAACUGAUUUUCCUGUUCUUGUUAAAGGCGUUGACACUUUUGAACUCUAGUGUGGACACUAAUACCCAAGUGUGAACACCUAACUUUCAAGCAUCAGUCCUCUUGUUUAAUGACUUCUGUUUUGCUUGGAGGUGCUGGCAUAGAUGUCUUGAGAGUCAACGCUAAAUACAAGUGUCAACACUUCCAGUUCUGAGCUCGAUACUAGACUUCGGCCAGUUCAAGUUUAUUCGUACAAAUUAUCUGACUGCCUACGUUUAUUGCCCUGAAAUUCGUACAAAGUUUAUUCGUAAAGUUAUCUUUACGGUAUCAAUAAUUUAUUGAUCUAUUGACCUCAUUUUCUGACCAUGUUUAAAUUCAUGGGUCAAAUCAGAAUUAUAAUCAUAAUUAAGGUUUUGUAAUGAGUGAGAUGAGCAUAUGCGGUUCAACGGCAAUCAUUUGGGGUACUUGUCUAAUUUCUUCCUUUUCAAUGUAUGUUCCUUGAUCGGUCAUUUUGUUUGGUGUAAUAAAAUAAGCAUUUGUCGAUUUAAUGUCAUCAUUAAUUUAUUUAUCUUCACGUUUAAUCAUUUAUCGCUAAAUUCUUGUUUACUGAUUGGAUUCUAUCUAUCUUUUUGGUAUCGGUAACAUUUUGAAUUCACCCCCAAGUUCAUAUUUUUUUCGAGAUGCAGCUAGCCAAGCAGUCAGAAAUCUACACUGGCAUGGAGGAAACGGGCUCUGGGGUGACGUUGAUACCAACGAACCAGUAUACCCAAUGGCCGAUGACAUGAGAAAUGGAAGUGGCGAACCGCAGUCAUCUUCUGUAAGCGACAGGAGAGGCAUAUUGUCCGACCUUCAAUUGCUGGGGUCGGAGCUUGCUUCUGUCCUCAACUCUCUCGGGUCUAGGACGAAUAUGAUAAUUUCACGCAAGGUAUUAGGGAUAAUUCCAAGUUCAUGUCAAGGUAUUAGGGAAUAUGAUCAUCUUCUCUAAUGUUGAUAUGCUAUGGUUCUGCCUUAUUUUUCCUUAUCGAUUUUUAGGGUCGCCAAAGCUCCUUUGAGGAGUUGAACAAGCUUUCUGAUGAUUUGGAGUUCAAGGAAACGGAAAUAGCCAAUGUUCAGGACAAGGUACGAUCGAUUAAGGCAAAAUUAUCGGCAUUAGAAGGCAAGAUCGCGCUUAGAUCAAUGUAAGGAAUCCUCUGCAAGUCCACAUUUGGCCCAGGUCACUCGUUCCCUUCCUUCUGUUCCAAUGAACACCCUCCUCUUUACAGCGAAGCGACGAAGAUUCUGGGGGAGAAGCAGAAGAGGAUUGAUGCAGUUCAGAGGGUACUGGGCCUCCUCUCCACGGCCUACAUUGUUUGGUCAGGCUCGGCUUCUGAGGUCUUCUUGGCUGGCUCCUUCGAUGGAUGGGCCACUCAGGUCGGUCCUCGUGUUUCGAGCUAUGAAUCCCAUUCUCUGUUGAUUCAUCAUCCUCAUUCUCGCUGAAGCUCUCGCUUUCCUUUUUCUGUUCUCUUUAAGAGGCGAAUGGAGAAGUCGAGCACCGGCAUCUUCACUCUAUACCUGAAGCUGUACCCGGGCCAGUAUGAGGUGGGCAGUUCAUCCUGUGUUCUUGGUGUUCGGCUUCCCCCAAACCGCUACUCCCUUGCUGACUUCAACCCUUCUGCAGAUCAAGUUCAUCGUCGACGGCGUGUGGAUGGUCGACACCCGUCGGCCGAUUGUGCACCAUUCUGGGUUCGAGAAUAAUCUCCUGACCGUCCGGUGA